AUGGUGUCCUACGACCCUCCCUACGGUUUCCCUCUGCGCCGAAAUGGGACCUGUCUCAGCAGCGAGACCAGCUGCGGCCGCACCUGGGACAACUUCCACGCGUGCUGUCCUGGCAACUCGGUCUGUCCCGGGGCCACGCAACGCAUUCCCAACAAUGUCUGUUGCCCAUCAGAGUCCGACUGUACCGCUCCGCUGGAAGAGUCGCCCCACUGCGCCCUCGCAAAUGGGACGAUGUAUGAUCACACUGGGUACUUUUGCUGUCUCAGCGACCAGACGGGUUUCUGGACGAGCAGUCCGAAAGACGCCGUUGGCUGCUCGGACGGGAUCCCCAACAACCGAUCGUAUUCCAUUUUGAAUCCGAUUUCCUACAAUACCUCCGAAUCUGCCACCUUGACAUCGUCGACAUCCACGGCCGCUGCCACAUUGUCUACCUCCGCCUCCUCCUCCGCCACCACCUCGUCCACAUCCGACUCAUCCACCGGCGCGUCGAGUAAUCAUGGCGGUGCGAUCGCCGGAGGCGUAGUCGGCGGCGUCGGCGGUCUCGCCGUGAUUGGCGCCUUCAUCUGGUACCUCCUGCGUCGGCGUCAAAAGAACCAGCCCGUGCCACCCCCAGCUGGCGAACCUGGGCUGCCGCACCAGUACCAGAACCUGCAUCCCAGGGAGCUCCACGGACACGGCGUGGCGGCGGAGCUGGACAACAUGAAAGAUACGCAAAUUCACGAGUUACCGGCCGAGAAAUAA
Messenger RNA from Aspergillus affinis, 741 nucleotides. RefSeq lists its product as uncharacterized. The record is from RefSeq and is a predicted model, not a curated record. The coding region runs from base 1 to 741 and encodes 246 amino acids. NCBI's taxonomy places the organism in Eukaryota, Fungi, Ascomycota, Eurotiomycetes, Eurotiales, Aspergillaceae. The transcript has 2 exons.